Messenger RNA from Aplysia californica (California sea hare), 1259 nucleotides. RefSeq names its product cholinesterase 2. The record is from RefSeq and is a predicted model, not a curated record. NCBI's taxonomy places the organism in Eukaryota, Metazoa, Mollusca, Gastropoda, Aplysiida, Aplysiidae.
AGGUUUUGAGUUCGCACUAUCGACAUGGCGCAUUUCUCCUUUCUGUUGGUUGUCCCCUGUCUUUGUCUCCUCACAGAGAGAAGUGUAGGUAUUGGUUUCCAAGUGACAGAAGUAAACGCCCCCUGGGGACAGAUCAAGGGCGUGCAGAAGGUGUCUGUUGACGGUGUGCCUUACGCAAGUUUCGAAGGAGUGCCUUACGCAGAACCACCUCUCGGAAACUUACGGUUCGCCAAACCGGUUCUCUCGAAAAAGAAUAAUGGAUCCUCGCCGUAUCUCGCCUCCGCACCGAAGCCUAGAUGUGCAGGGUGGGACGUGACGUUCUCUGACAUGUCGGAGGACUGUCUCUUCUUGGAUAUCUACGUGCCACAGAUGACGUAGCCAAAGGUAACUGGGGUCUGUGGGACCAGAGGGCGGCGCUGCUGUGGCUCAAGGACAACAUCGGGGCGUUUGGCGGGGACCCCAACAACAUUAACAUCUUUGGCGAAUCGGCUGGAGCAGCCAGUGUCUCCUACCAACUGCUCUCUCCCCAAAGCAAAGAAAUUUGGAGACUUUUUCACCAAGCAACUACUGUUUGGGGAGCUUACCCAGCGUUAUGGUCACAGCACGCCCGAAGCAGAAGCAGUGGUCGACCAGUUCUACAGACAUGGAGCAGAUCUAUUGAGCUUAAUGGGUCUAAGGAUUGCUGAGGCCCACGGUGACCCAGGCUUCGUCAUGCCUUCGAUAGAGAAUGCACGUGCCAUCAGCGACGCUCAGCAGUCGAUCUCUGGAGGCGGCAAAACAUAUUUCUACUACUUCAACUACUGCCCGAGUUACACCGGACAGAUGUGCAUGAUGCAUGGAUGGGAUGUCGGUUUCCUCUUCCCGAAAGGCCACAUGGGCAACGCCGAGGAUGACAAGAUGUCUGGGAUCUACUCGCGCAUGGUGACUAGUUUUGCUUCCGCCGGGAGACCCGACGUUGGCCUGAAGUUGACCUGGCCGGUGUACUCCAAGAGUACCGGUGGUCAGUACGUGAUGCUGUCUAGCACCCCGCAAGUCCUCAGCAACCUGCUACCCAAGCGGACACAACUCUGGCUUGACACUCUAGACAGAAUGAUGGAAGAUGACGGCCCUUUGACGCAGACGCCCGUUGUAGGAUAGACCUCGUCAUGAAUCACUACUAUUGUAUCAGCAUGGUUGCUGCGUCGAUGGUAGUUGAACAGAUAUCUUAGCUUGCUUAAACUAGAACACGUGACUGUGUUUUUAUAAAUGUUUGAAGUUUG